AUGUCCGUUGCCGUCAGGGAAUCGCCCAUCUUCCACGGUGAAGAUGUAGUUCUUGCCGAUGCCUUCGACACUCGCGCCCCGAACCUUCAUCCCUCGAGAGAACGAUACCGGCCGAGAGAAAUGUCCAUCGCCGACGAGGAUGAAGAGGAUGUGGGCAGCGCAGCCAAUGAGGUGGCUGCCAUCAUGACCGUCACGUCGUCAACUCCAGCCACACUCGGCCCGUCGAGUCCACCGCUAGAUGCCUCCAAAACGGCCGACUUCGUACCGCCCACCCGCCCGAGUAGUACACCCUUCCCCAAUGCCCAGCAGGGCCAGACCGACAUCCGCUGUCUGACAUGUCAACCGGACUGCUUUGGCUCGGAUGAUUGUAUGGAUACCGGCCCGCCGCCCUCACCAGUAGUCGAGCAAUAUCCGGUGCUGACACUGGGUGAUCUGCCGGCCGAGAUCCACGAAUGCAUCCUAGACCACCUUUUUGGCUACCGCGUCUCGACCAGCUCUCCCAGCUCUCUCAGCAUCCCAAGUGUGAACGCCCGCAGCUGGAGCACGGCUCUGCGUCACUCGCGAAGGAAGGAACUGUCGAAUCUUGCGCUGGUCAGCCCCUUGUGGCGGGACCUGAUCCAACAGCGACUCUAUCGGCAUAUCAAAAUCAAGGCAACGCUUCGCGACGAUAACGAUGUCAUGGCCUACUUUGUGAGCCGUCCUCACCUACGCACCUAUGUCAAACACAUCGAGAUCUGGUUUCCCGUCUUCCAGCCGAGGUUCGUCACCAACGACGCCGGAGAGGUAUCCUUCGCGCUGCCCACCGUGUCUCCUGAAGGGAUUGCCAGUGCCAUGUAUGGCUUGCCGAUGGAUAAUGCAACGCUGGAGGAAGUCUUCUAUCUUGUGAGCAUGACGUUCCCUGAGGUUCGGGUCAUGACUCUGGAAGGUGGCGAGAGGAAGAAGGCGCCCCCGGUCCAGUUCAAACCGCCAGGACGCAAGAAAGAUGAUGAGGAGGACGAUCAGGAGUUGCCACAGGUUCAAUCAGUUCGAACCCUCAUCGUGAAAGGUCAGUGGAACAUCAUACGACAGGCCGAAAAUUGGGAGAUCAUCUCUAGGGCGUUGCCUAGCCUCGAGGAGUGGCACGGCACUUAUGCCAAGCCCAAAUCUAAGAGCUACCUCAGUAUGGCAAAAACCCUGGAAACUCUCGAUCACAAGAUCACAAAGCUCAACCUGUGUCUCGAGUGUGACUACAGACGCGAGAUGGCGUGUCCUCCGUAUUACCUCAAAGUAUGCGAACAGCUUCAUUGGUGCGAAAAGAUGGCCAAGGCUGCGAGUUUCCUGGAGCACCUGUCCUACACUGGCCGUAUCUGCCACGGAUUCUUCGACGUUCUGGCGAAAUGCUCCAACCCGCGUACUACACGACUAAAGACCAUUGAUCUCACCGUCAAGAACUGCUGUCGGACAAAUGCCCAAUGGAACGAGUCGGGCUCGGGUAUCACCGACAUGCAUUUCAUCGGUGCUUUCGAACAACUGGUUCUGGGAGCCAUACGAGCACUGGAGCGGCUGAAGUCUGUGGAACUCCUGCGGAUCAGAUACGUUGAUCUAGACUCGCCCGUGCCGCCUCUCAACCCCUAUUUUAUGAUCAGAGACGGGUGGUGCUCUGGCGUCUGGUCCGACCAGAUCGUGGCCGAGCUCAACAGCAUACGCCCGGACAUCCGUUUCGAACAAAUGGUGGAGAGUUUCGGCGAAGUCGGCUACAACAAGGAAGGUCGGCUGGUUAUUAGCCCGGAUUUCCCGAAGUCGCGCGUACUCUCCCUCAAACUGGCCAACUACGCCAUGCUCUCGGGGGGGAUCACAAUGCUGUGA
Molecule: messenger RNA, 1845 nt
Organism: Anthostomella pinea
Lineage: Eukaryota; Fungi; Ascomycota; Sordariomycetes; Xylariales; Xylariaceae
Source: the annotation of a GenBank genome assembly